GUCUUCAAGACUUGUUGUGCCUAUAUGUUCAUUGGGCAAGAGUCACCUUUUAGAAAGAAAAUGCUAAAGAAUUUACUCCCUUUCUCACUUCUUCCACUGUUUCUCCAGUCUUAUCUUGCUUUCCAUUACUAUAUAUUAUAGUUUUCCUUUCCAUUUUAACUUUUUCAUUAUAAGUCUAGUCUUGGUCCCUUGAUUUCUUUCAUCUUACUUCGUUUCUGCAUAAUCUUGUUUCAGUGUAAUCAAGAGAGAGGGAGAGGAUGGGAAAUGCUCUUAGGCUUCUUUGUGGGAACUGUUGCAAGCCAAAAACUCAAGAGUCAGACCAUGGUGUUUCGGCUCUGGUUCACGAUCUUGCUAACUAUGAGAACAAUUGUCAGGUUCCUGCAAGACUUAGUCAGCAUGUUGCGCAAUCAAAGAAAGCUCAAGCUAAAUUGUACAACAAACUAUUGCAGGCAUGGAAAGAAGCAAAACCACAACCGAAAACAGCUGAACAAGCAUCCAGGCUUGUCUAUCAGACCCUAAAGGGACACCCAAAGGCCGACAUAGAGGGUCUACUGAGAUUUUAUAGUUUUCCUCUUCCGAGUAAUUGGAUUGGAAUUCCUGUGGUAGAAGUUUUUCCUCCCCGACCAGAAUAUGAGUUACAGACAUUUCCAGUGGAUGCAAAAGCUGUUGGUGAUGGAGAUGGCUUGACUGUUUAUGUUGAUGCUGCGGACCCCAGCGAAGCACCUAAAGUUCCACAGGCUGUAAGAUCGGCAGCCUUGCGACGAUCAAAAGCACGUGCAUCCAGGGAUUAUCGGAUUGCAGAUGCACUGCAGCAGAACAUUAUUGAUGCUGGUUACAGAGUCGACAACGAGAAUAAUCUUGCAAAAACGUAUAAGAUACGUAUGAGGGGCAUUGAUGCACCAGAGAUGCAAAUGCCCUACGGGAAAGAGGCGAAGGCAGAACUCACGAAGCUACUCCAAGGCAAGUGUCUGACUAUUGGUGUUUACUGUACGGAUCAGUAUGACCGACUCGUAGGAGACAUCCAUUGCAAUGGAAAAUUUGCACAGAAAGCAAUGCUCACAGGAGGGCACGCGUGGCAUUAUGAAAAGUAUGACAAGCGCCCUGAAUUCAAAAAGGCUAGAGCUGCUCGGGUUGGAUUGUGGGCAUCUCCAAAUCCUCAAAAGCCAUGGGAAUGGAGGAAAAACAAUCCAAACCACAGAAACACUUGAAGCAGUAGACUCCCUGGGUUCGACUAAACACUUGGGUGUGAAGACAACACAAUAAAGCACAAAGACAGUGCACACCAAUAUAAACAAGCAGAAUUGAGGAUUUCAUUGUAUCAAUAUUUUUCUUUUCGGGUUUCCCUUUGUUGUAAUAAGCUCACAAAACCUUAUUAUCACAUUGUAUUAUAUAUAUCUUUUUCGUUCAA
Messenger RNA from Papaver somniferum (opium poppy), 1408 nucleotides. RefSeq lists its product as uncharacterized. The record is from RefSeq and is a predicted model, not a curated record. The transcript is spliced from 9 exons. The coding region runs from base 258 to 1208 and encodes 316 amino acids. NCBI's taxonomy places the organism in Eukaryota, Viridiplantae, Streptophyta, Magnoliopsida, Ranunculales, Papaveraceae. Gene Ontology annotation, cellular component: cytoplasm.